AAUAUGUCAUGCGCGGUAGAGCUUGUGAUGGCAGUAUGGUGUGUGAAGGUUAAUGUUAGCUAAAACGUUAGUACACUUAACUAUAAUUGUAAUUUAACUAGAGUUUAGUGCGUUUUACUAGCGUUUACAGGGUGUUUCACUAAACAACGUUGUGUACUUCCGCACAGACUACAGCAGUCAUGGCUGGUCUGUCCAGCUAUGCCGUGCGCAUAGCCAGACUGAGCGCACAAAUCUUCGGGGAGGUCGUGCGACCGACAGACUCGAAAUCUAUGAGGGUGGUGCGGCUGUUCCAGGAGCCUCCCAUGGCCAAGAGGAAGGAGGUGUACGACUGGUACCCACAGCACAAGGUUUACUUUGCCAUGACGCAGAAGCUCAGGUUCAUGGGACUGUUCAGAGACGAGCAUGAAGACUUCAAGGACGACAUGCUUCGCCAGAAGAAACUGAGAGGGAAAGGGAAACCAAAGAAAGGAGAGGGGAGAAGAGCGACUCGGAAGAAAUGAGCGGCUUUUUUUCUUUGGUCUUUAUUUGGGCAGACAGCAUUGUGACUGUGUACAUUGGACUGUGUACGUGCUGUCUGUGGACAUCACUGUAGCGGGAUGGUGAACCUGAAAGAGUUCCAUUGGUUUGGUCAGAACUGUGUAGUUACUUUGUCGGUAGCUUUUCUAUGUUGGCAACACCUUCGGUCAGCAUUACAUCUGAAACAUCCUAUGUCGGUUGUAUUGACGUGAGUUCCAUGCUUUGAUUGUUGAAUGUUGUUCGAUCGCUUGAAUUUAAGAUACUAAAACAAGCUUAUAAUAGUGAGCAUAUGACCGCACAUUACGACUUUAAGAUGUUAUUGGAAAGGCUGGAAAAUGAUGUAAAGAAACAGACAUCUUUCAUAUUUUCAAAAAUAAAAUCAAUGUGAGGAAUGUGUACUGUAAAGCUCUUUCUGCCUGCUGUUCAAAACCUCCUCAUUAAUAACUUGUAUAUUUCAUAUAAUAUUACUUGUCCCAGUAAAUAUGUGGAUGUAUCUAAUGCUA
This is a messenger RNA of Cottoperca gobio, 1019 nucleotides long. RefSeq names its product mitochondrial ribosomal protein S33 (gene mrps33). The transcript has 3 exons. The coding region runs from base 180 to 500 and encodes 106 amino acids. Gene Ontology annotation, cellular component: mitochondrion. The record is from RefSeq and is a predicted model, not a curated record. NCBI's taxonomy places the organism in Eukaryota, Metazoa, Chordata, Actinopteri, Perciformes, Bovichtidae.